AUGGCGACCGGCAUCAACACCAUCCUCACGCCGGAGCAGUUCAACAUCCUCUACCUCAAGGGCACAGAGUAUCCCGGAACGGGUGAAUAUGACAAGUUUUUUGAUGACGGCAUUUAUAAAUGUGCUGGAUGUGGAACUCCCUUAUACAAAUCAUCUACAAAGUUCAACUCAGGGUGUGGCUGGCCUGCAUUCUAUGAGGGACUUCCUGGGGCCAUAAGACAGACGCCGGACCCCGAUGGGAGGCGGACAGAGAUCACAUGUGCUGCCUGUGGAGGACAUUUGGGGCAUAUAUUCAAAGGGGAAGGGUUUAAAACGCCUACCAACGAGCGACAUUGUGUCAACAGCAUUUCUCUCAAGUUCAUUCCAGCCUCAGAGGAAGCUUGACAGCAGAUGAACACCAACGUGAAACCCGACAACAGAAUGAGAGCUUGGCCUUUGUUGGGUGUUUUUACAGUGUAGACAGAUGAAGGUUGUUGUUCUGCCGUUUAUCAUUAUGUUUACUCAUCCUUUAAACGACAUACCAUCUUGUUUAUGAAAGCUUAAUAGAUUUUGUGCAGACAAGCUUGAACGAAGUUUUGCCUGAAUUUUUGUCAUUUCAUUACCCUCCUUUUUCCAUUUGGAAACAAAAAAGGGCAAGUGUAAAUAAAAAAUGUUUCCAACUGAGUCA
Messenger RNA from Panicum virgatum (switchgrass), 667 nucleotides. RefSeq names its product peptide methionine sulfoxide reductase B3, chloroplastic-like. Gene Ontology annotation, molecular function: peptide-methionine (R)-S-oxide reductase activity. The coding region runs from base 1 to 384 and encodes 127 amino acids. The record is from RefSeq and is a predicted model, not a curated record. Gene Ontology annotation, biological process: protein repair; response to oxidative stress. Lineage: Eukaryota; Viridiplantae; Streptophyta; Magnoliopsida; Poales; Poaceae. The transcript has 4 exons.